Neohortaea acidophila is the source of this 755-nucleotide messenger RNA. RefSeq lists its product as uncharacterized. Bases 83 to 583 code for a protein of 166 amino acids. NCBI's taxonomy places the organism in Eukaryota, Fungi, Ascomycota, Dothideomycetes, Mycosphaerellales, Teratosphaeriaceae. The transcript has a single exon. The record is from RefSeq and is a predicted model, not a curated record.
CUCCUUCCCGUGUUGUCGUCACUCAGAUUCAGUCGCUCCUUCCUAUCUCGUAAACUUCCAAAAACAAAUGCCAAGGUAGCACAUGACGAGUAGCACACCUUCCGCGAACCUCAUUCUGUUGACACACACUCAGAAUCACUUUGCCUUUCGACAUGUCCCGUCGCUCUCGUCAGCGUACAAGCGAUACAUUCAUUGGCAAUGGCCACCAACACUCUUCCCGCCACCUACACAUUCAUCCCUCCGCCCCCGUUACCGGAGUUCUACGCAGACAUCUUGGGCAGCCCUCGUCCACCUGCCAUCGAAGACGAUACGACAGCCCUUGUCGCCCAAAGACCAAUCCCACCCACCGAUGGAGCCUACGAGGGUCAACCAACCGAGCACUUUCUCGCAGUGCCUCCCUUUCCACUCAUCGCCAUUCCACCAUUCCCUCAACAGUACAGCAGCAACAACGUUCCUCCGCUCGCCAUCUGCCACAUCUGCCGCUUGUGCCUGCGACCACGCAGCAACCGAUAUCACCGCGAACAUCCCAUUCCCAUCAACGCGCUCCCGCCACCGCCGGGUAUCUGCCGCAGAUGCCGAGUGAAGGAAGUCAGCGAGACCAAGACCGUUCCGGAGGUGGUGUUCGAGGGCAGAAGCAAUGAAAUCAAGUUGGGUUUCAUCGCUCCGUUUGUGCCUGAUGAUGCAAUCGUCAGUAAGGAGGAGUUCAAGCAGAUGAGGAACGAGGCGCUCCUACGGUCUUACUCAAAGUCACGUCG